AAUUUUUGAAGAAAGACCAAGAUUUUAUGAAUUUGGACAUUACUGAAAACUUUUUUAGCAGACUUCAAGAGGAAGAAAUUAAUGAUUAUUCAUUUAUCAAAUUAAAAAAAGAUGAUCUUAGAGAAUGUGAAUUGCGAAUUGGUCUCGCAAUCAAAGUUAAGGACUACAUAGGUGGUUUAGAUUGUUAA
Molecule: messenger RNA, 188 nt
Organism: Dentiscutata erythropus
Lineage: Eukaryota; Fungi; Glomeromycota; Glomeromycetes; Diversisporales; Gigasporaceae
Source: the annotation of a GenBank genome assembly